GCCAGUAAGAUAUUUGAAUAAAUUGCUAGGACGACAUAUAAUGAGAUCGAAUAAACCAUAGUGAGAUGAGACAAGAAGAGAAGAGAGAAAUAGAGGAGCCGGAGGGAGAUAUGUGUGGGGUAGUAGAGGGCAGGAAAAGCGCGCAUUGAUUAGCUGCAUCACCACCACGCACAUGACAAUACUGAAUCGUGGGGAAUAAAAGGGUGAUCUAUCCUACCUAACUCUGCAUAUCGCUCACCAUCCUCUGCUCUGUUACAAGCUGUUCCAAAAUGAAUCCUGCAGCUAUUGCAAAGGGACUCAUCACGUUCGCGAACCUUGAAUUGUAUAACAAAGCUUGCAUCACGUUUCCCCCACCUCCAGAUUAUGUACUGCCAAAGGAGGACAUUGCUAUCCAAGUUUUGGAGAAUGUGCUCAACAAGGUAGUUUUCGUCGGCGAAGAGUACAGCACUGUUUUUGUCAACUCCCAGAUCCCCCCGCACGAGAACUCCAGCUGGCAGGCCGAUCUAGCUAUCAACUAUCUGACGGAAGAGCGAAAACUCCGGAUCUUAUGCUUCAUCGAGGGUAAACGUACCUCGAGACGUCAGAGUUAUAUCACGAAGGCGGUUGAGGAAGAAGCUCUAGACUAUUGCAAAGAGUUUCUUGUGGGCAAUGCAACGAGUGCCAGUUUUGUAUAUGCCGGUACACUUGUUGGUGUGCAUUUACGGUUAUGGAUUGUCCACCGUGAAGACAUGAGCCUUACGCCCUUGUGGGGGUCUCCAUAUCUGGGAAGCAACGAGGAUUACAGGGAUCUGGGCGUUGAUUCGCAUGGACAGGAAAUCCUAGAGGCCUUUCAUGUGAUGAUCCGUGUCGCACCGCAGCCGUGGUUUGGAUCUAGUAAAACUGGAGUGAUACCAUCAUAUAGAGUGGGGGCCAUUCAAUUACCAAGGAUCGAUCGGCCGGACAUCUCUCCACAGUCCGCGCCUCUCCUGCCCAGCGUCUCAGUUGAUCCUGGAAUCCCAGGGCCUCCAGCUGGCUAUGUGAGAGUAACCAAGUUCCUGAUGACUACCGACAGCUAUGCAUGGAUGACUUCCCUAGGGACAACCAGCUCUGGUAGAGCUAGCGAGUGGGCGGUCGAGCGGGGGUACCUCCUAAACCAAGCAAGACACCUUUAUGCUGAUAGCGCGACGGAGAAUGUCCCUAUCGCACUGUGACAAGCAAAUUAUUCUUGAGCAUUCGGCGAGGGUCUGAAAGGCUGUAUUGUAGUGAUAUAUAGGCAAAAAAAUCUAGGACGAUGUCCUGUUAGAUGCGGG
This is a messenger RNA of Aspergillus sclerotioniger CBS 115572, 1289 nucleotides long. RefSeq lists its product as uncharacterized. The transcript has a single exon. The record is from RefSeq and is a predicted model, not a curated record. NCBI's taxonomy places the organism in Eukaryota, Fungi, Ascomycota, Eurotiomycetes, Eurotiales, Aspergillaceae. Bases 270 to 1190 code for a protein of 306 amino acids.